GGUGCCCCCCGCCUCCCCCCACCCCCAGCCAGUGUGCGCGGGGCUGGCUGCGUUGGGUGUUUGGGUCCAGGUUGGAUGUCCAUCCUAGGGUUUGUGUAGCCGGGUGUGCCCGUUUGGGUGUCCAUUUGUGUUGUGUGUGUGUGUGUAUGUGUGUCUGCGGGUUGCAUGUCUCUGAGGGUGUGUGUCUGUGCGUCCACCUCAGGUUCCCGGCUAGGGGCUGGGGCUCGUUCUUGUGGGUCCAGGCCUCUGUGUGGGUUGGGGGAGGGGAGUUUGCCGCUUCCUCGGUCCAUGUCAACUGGGGGGUCCUCAGCGGUCCUUGGGGGAGACGGCCAUGUCUUCCCCUUCCCGGUGCCUGGGAGGUGGGGGGGGAUGGGCGGCCGGUAGGUGGACAGAUGGAGGGAUGAGAGGCCGAGGGAUGGACAGAUGGGCUGGAGGGGAGGGGCACAGACCCGGCCCUUCCCCACCCACCCCACCCCAAUCCCCCCACCCGCCAGAUCUCCGCAGAUACGGCCUGCCUGAGUUGCCGGCAUACAGAUGGCCAGGCCGGGGGAUCUUUGGGCGGCUGGAGGGAGGAUUGCCUUGCAGCGGGGCUCUAGGACUCAGCCCCCCAACCCUUUGAGACUCCACCUGCUGAACUCUGACCUCAGGCCCUGGCAGGUGCCUCGGUUGGGGGUGGGGGAGGAUGUGCUGGGAGGGAAGGAUGUUAGGAUUUCUUUGAGCUGGGAUGUAGGUGGGGCGGGGGUACCUCAGGGCUGGGAGGGAUGCGUGUUCAUGACUGUGUGUGUGAAUGUAUGCCUAUCUGUUGACUAUGCCACUGUGGUUCAAUAUUUUAUGUGCAUUUUGGAAGUGUGUAAUGUCCCUCCCAGGGCUGUUGUGUGAGUAUGUGUCUGUCAUGAGUGAACAUCUCAGAAUGUGUGUGCAAGGUGGAUCUUUUUGUGCCUGUGGGCUUGAUUAUCAGUUUUUGUGUUGCCUGUGUGUGCUUGUAGUUAUGUGUAUGUGUGAGGUGUGUAUCUGCUGGUGUGUGCAUUUGUGCAUCUGGCGGUGUGGGGAUGGAGCAGUUUUGUGACCAUGCACCUUGGGGAUAUGUGAAGUUGUGUGAGUGUGUAGGAUUGUGUCUGGGCAUUUAAGAGCCUGCACCUGUGUGUCACCUGUAUGUGCAAGUGAGUAUAUGUUGUAUGUAUGGGCCCCUGUGUGUUGGCAAGUGUGCACGUGUGUGUCUGUUAUAGAAGCAUGAAUCUGGUUGUCUGCAAGGGGGCACACAGGUUUCUCUGCUGUGUGUGUCUGUGGGUAUGUAUGAAUGUGCAAAGGAAAGUCAGUGCUGUACAUGCGUGCUUGUGUGCAGGUGUGUCCACCUUGAGGGUGUGUGUCUGUGCUGUGAGUCCAUUUAUGUGUCAGUGUUGGUCUUUGGGGAUUGGGGUUGUAUCUGUUCAUACGUGCAGGGCAAUCUGUAUGCACGUGCUUGUCUCCCUGGCACGGGGCUGACCUUACUUCUUGGCCCAGUGAGACUGGAGCCUGUGUGGCCUGACCUGUGGUAUGCUGGGGUCCUUCGUGGAGGGGGGUGUCCAAGGACACAAGUGUGUCCACAUGCCGGGCCAAGAGCCCACGGAGAGUGGGGGCACACAUCUGGCUGGUGUGUUCCUAGAAAUCCAGAUGUGGAGACGGUCCAUGUGGGUUUUGGUGUGUCCGCAACAUGUUGGUAUGGCAAUGGUAUGAUGGCGAGGAUGGGAGCCUCUGGUUCUUUCCUACAAAGUUGGUGGACUGGGAUGUGAACUCUGUAACACGCUGGGAUCCUGAAAUCCUGGAUCUACAAGAGAAGGUACCGGCCCAGGCCCUGACUCCCUGCAGAGAGGUGAGUGGGGUCCUCCAGGCUGGGGAGAGAGAUGUGGAGUGAUUGGGCCUGCUCUGAGACAGUUGGAGGCCUGAAGCCCUGCCUGAUGAAGAAACCGAGAUUCAGAGAGGUUCAGACACUUGCCCGAGGUCACACAGCUAGUCUCACGCCCCGCUGCUCCCGCCUUCCCCCUGCACCAUGGCUCCGGGCCCCUUCACCUCGGCGCUCCUCUCGCCGCCGCCUGCUGCCCUGCCCUUUCUGCUGCUGCUCUGGGCUGGGGCAUCCCGUGGUCAGCCCUGCCCCGGCCGCUGCAUCUGCCAGAACGUGGCGCCCACGCUGACCAUGCUGUGCGCCAAGACUGGCCUGCUCUUCGUGCCGCCGGCCAUCGACCGGCGCGUGGUGGAGCUGCGGCUCACGGACAACUUCAUUGCGGCUGUCCGCCGCAGGGACUUUGCCAACAUGACCAGCCUGGUGCACCUCACCCUGUCCCGCAACACCAUCGGCCAAGUGGCCGCUGGCGCCUUCGCCGACCUCCGCGCCCUCCGCGCCCUGCACCUGGACAGCAACCGCCUGGCCGAGGUCCGCGGGGACCAGCUCCGCGGCCUGGGCAACCUCCGUCACCUGAUCCUUGGCAACAACCAGAUCCGCCGGGUGGAGUCCGCCGCCUUUGAUGCCUUCCUCUCCACCGUGGAGGACCUGGAUCUGUCCUACAACAACCUCGAGGCCCUGCCGUGGGAGGCUGUGGGCCAGAUGGUGAACCUGAACACCCUCACGCUGGACCACAAUCUCAUCGACCACAUCGCUGAAGGGACCUUCGUACAGCUGCACAAACUGGUUCGCCUGGACAUGACCUCCAACCGCCUCCAUAAACUGCCCCCCGAUGGCCUCUUCCUGCGGUCCCAGGGUGCGGGGCCGAAGCCGCCCACGCCGCUCACGGUCAGCUUUGGCGGCAACCCGCUGCACUGCAACUGCGAGCUGCUCUGGCUGCGGCGGCUAACCCGGGAAGACGACCUGGAGACAUGCGCCACCCCCGAGCACCUCACCGACCGCUACUUCUGGUCUAUCCCAGAGGAGGAGUUCCUGUGCGAACCGCCGCUCAUCACGCGGCAGGCGGGGGGCCGGGCCCUGGUGGUGGAGGGCCAGGCGGUCAGCCUGCGGUGCCGCGCCGUGGGGGACCCCGAACCCGUGGUGCACUGGGUCGCGCCCGACGGGCGGCUGCUGGGGAACUCAAGCCGGACCCGGGUACGGGGGGACGGGACGCUGGAUGUAACCAUCACCACCUUACGGGACAGUGGCACCUUCACCUGCAUCGCCUCCAAUGCCGCCGGGGAAGCCACGGCACCUGUGGAGGUGUGCGUGGUGCCCCUGCCUCUGAUGGCGCCCCCGCCGGCAGCCCCGCCACCUCUCACCGAGCCUGGCUCUUCCGACAUAGCGACACCCGGCCGCCCUGGUGCCAACGAGUCAGCUGCUGAGCGCCGGCUCGUGGCGGCGGAGCUGACCUCGAACUCGGUGCUCAUCCGCUGGCCUGCCCAGAGGCCUGUACCCGGAAUCCGCAUGUACCAGGUCCAGUACAACAGCUCCGUGGAUGACUCCCUGGUCUACAGGAUGAUCCCAUCCACCAGCCAGACCUUCCUGGUGAAUGAUCUGGCAGCGGGUCGCGCCUAUGACCUGUGCGUGCUGGCUGUCUAUGACGAUGGGGCCACAGCACUGCCGGCCACUCGAGUGGUGGGCUGCGUGCAGUUUACCACCGCUGGGGAUCCUGCACCCUGCCGCCCACUGAGGGCCCAUUUCUUGGGCGGUACCAUGAUCAUCGCCAUCGGGGGCGUCAUCGUCGCAUCGGUCCUCGUCUUCAUCGUUCUGCUCAUGAUCCGCUAUAAGGUCUACGGUGACGGGGAUGGCCGCCGUGUCAAGGGUACCUCCAGGUCGCCGCCGCGGGUCAGCCACGUUUGCUCGCAGACCAACGGUGCAGGUGCAUCGCAGGCCGCGCCCCCGCCGGCGCAAGACCGUUACGAGGCGCUGCGCGAGGUGGCGUCCCCAGCUGCUGCCGCAGUGGCGGUCGAGGCCAAGGCAACUGCAGUUGAGACGGCUACCGCGGAGCCAGAGACCGUCCUUGGACGCUCCCUGGGCGGCUCGGCCACCUCGCUGUGCCUACUGCCAUCUGAGGAAACCUCUGGGGAGGAGUGUCAGGCAGCGGCGGGCCCUCGGAGGAGCCGUUCCGGGGCCCUGGGGCCGCCAGCUUCGGCGCCUCCCACUCUAGCUCUGGUUCCUGGGGGGGCCCCGCCUCGGCCGAGGCCACAGCAGCGCUAUUCGUUCGACGGGGACUACGGGGCACUCUUCCAGAGCCACAGUUACCCGCGCCGCGCCCGGCGGACAAAGCGCCACCGGUCCACGCCACACCUGGACGGGGCCGGAGGGGGCGCGGCCGGGGAGGACGGAGACCUGGGGCUGGGCUCCGCCAGGGCACGCCUGGCCUUUACCAGCACCGAGUGGAUGCUGGAGAGUACCGUGUGAGCGACGGGCGGGCGCCAGGACGCCUGGGUGCCGCGGACUAACGCCCAGCCGCACGGACGCUGGGGCAGGACUCGGGGAGAAAGCACGGCGCCUAGUCGUCGGACUAGAGGCGGAGACUUGCCCUUCUUGUCCCCGGAGUUGGGGGGGCGGGGCUCCCUCGUCUGCGGCUCUUGGUCAUGCCCCCGGGCCCGAGGGGGUUAGGGGGCAGGCAGCCGGGCCCCCCUCCUCCACGGACUCCUCGCCCCCCUCCUGCCCCUCCCCCCGCGCGCUCGCGGACCUCGCUGGAGCCGGUGCCUUACACAGCGAAGCGCGGGGAGGGGCAGGGCCCCCCCGACACUGCAGCACUGAGACACGAGCCCCCUCCCCCCGCCCGGGACCCGGGGCAGGGGCGAGGGGCCCAUUUCUUGUAUCUGGCUGGACUAGAUCCUAUUCUGUCCCGCGGCGGCCUCCAAAGCCCCCACCCCCACCCCAUUCACUUCCCUGGUCCCGUCGGGUCUGGCUUGGGGUCCCCCUUUCUCUGUUCCCUUCGUCUCUGUCCUGCCCCCUGUCGUCUUUGUCUUACGCGUCUGCCCUUCCCUAUUUGUGUCCCCUUUCUCUGUCCCGUCGUCUCUUCUCCCUCCACCCUCCCAUUUCUUGUCCAGUUGUUUCCCUAUCUCUCCCGAUUACCUCUUCCCCUGCACAUUCUCCCGGGCAGGUCCCACUGGAAGGACCAGACUCUCCCCUAUUCCUUCCUCUUUUCCCAAAUAAAUCCCCACAUGAACAAAGUCCAAAACCAAAUUCCCCUCCCUGCCGGAGCCGGGACCCUCCGCCGCAGCAGAAUUAAACUUUUUUCUGUGUCUGAGGCCGCUCUGCUGA
Messenger RNA from Mustela erminea (ermine), 5194 nucleotides. RefSeq names its product leucine rich repeat and fibronectin type III domain containing 1 (gene LRFN1). The record is from RefSeq and is a predicted model, not a curated record. The transcript is spliced from 5 exons. The coding region runs from base 2027 to 4339 and encodes 770 amino acids. Gene Ontology annotation, molecular function: protein binding. Lineage: Eukaryota; Metazoa; Chordata; Mammalia; Carnivora; Mustelidae.